AUGGCGGCAACGACUGCAUCGGCCGAAGAGGGUGGCAAAGGCAGAACCUGCGGGACUCUGUGCGACGCAGCGUCGACGGACAGCCGGAAAAGGGAGAAUAACUGGGAGCAGCCAGGGCCUGCUGCAUUCGACUUUCGCAGCGACAUCAUGACCACGCCGACGGCGCGGAUGCUCGAUGCCAUUGCCGCCGCUACCCUCCUGGACGACGACUUUCGACAAGAUCCCACGACGCUGGGGCUCGAGUCCUGGGUCGCGGAACUGACGGGCAAGGAGGCAGGUCUCUUUGUCGUCAGCGGAACCAUGGGCAACCUCCUCAGCGUCAGGACGCAUCUCCAGGGCCCGCCGCACAGCGUCAUGUGCGACCACAGGAGCCACAUGGUCACGCACGAGGCCGGCGGCGUCGCCAGCCUCUGCGGCGCCAUGGUGCAGACGGUCGAGCCGGCCAACGGGCGCUACCUGACGCUCGAGGACCUGGCAAGGAAGCUCAACAGGGGAGCGCUGGUGACGGACUGCCCGACGAGGCUGAUAUCGCUCGAGUGUCCCCUGGGCGGCGUCGUCAUGCCCCUUUCGGAGUGUCGGAGAAUCAGCAGCUGGGCCCGCGAGCACGGCGUCCUGAUGCAUCUCGACGGCGCUCGCCUGUGGGAGGCCGUGGCAGCCGGAGCAGGGUCCUUGGAGGAGUACUGCGCGUGUUUCGACAGCAUCAGCCUCUGCUUCUCCAAGGGCCUCGGAGCUCCCAUCGGGUCCAUCGUCGUCGGGAGCCAGGCGUUCCGCGAGAGGGCCCGGUGGCUGCGCAAGUCCAUCGGCGGAGGCAUGCGCCAGGCGGGAGUUGUGUGUUCCGCAGCCCGAGUCGCCGUCGAGGAUACCUUUCUGGGGCGCAAGCUGGAAGGGGCGCACGCGCGCGCGAGACAGAUUGCCCGCGUGUGGGAGGGACAUGGCGGCAGGCUGCUUUACCCGGUCGAGACGAACAUGGUCUGGCUGGACGUCGACGCUGCAGGGAUGAGCGAGCAGGAAUUUGUCGACAAGGGCGAGGCCUUCGGGCUCAAGCUCAUGGGGCGGCGCCUGGUCGUCCACUACCAAAUUGGAGAGGAGGCGAUCCGCCGGCUGGAGGACCUUUUUAGGAGCUGUCUUGUCUGGACCGAGUAG
Metarhizium album ARSEF 1941 is the source of this 1143-nucleotide messenger RNA. Its product is annotated as alanine racemase. The transcript is spliced from 2 exons. Gene Ontology annotation, biological process: glycine biosynthetic process; L-threonine catabolic process. The record is from RefSeq and is a predicted model, not a curated record. Gene Ontology annotation, cellular component: cytosol. Lineage: Eukaryota; Fungi; Ascomycota; Sordariomycetes; Hypocreales; Clavicipitaceae. Gene Ontology annotation, molecular function: L-allo-threonine aldolase activity. The coding region runs from base 1 to 1143 and encodes 380 amino acids.